UGUUUGCUUUGCUUCGCAAGCCUUGGCACACCGAAGCCUCGCACUCAGCUCAGCCCGGCCGACGCCUUGGGCCAUGGCGUACGGCUGCCCUCCGCAAGCAGUGACGGCCAGAUUUGUGAUGGAUGGGGAGGAGCAUGAGGUACGUUAUGGACCAGGAGGAGACUUCGAGUCCCCAAUGGACUUCUUCCCGCCUUGCAAGGCAUCAUUGAGGCGUCCGUGCCAAGGCAUGUUGGGCCUCUUGGAGUCGCUGGGUGCCUUGUCCGGUCUGCCGCUGGAUGCUGCGGGGUGCCUGCAUGUGGCGCUGCCCUUUUGUGGCAGUGCGCAGGAGCUUCCAGUGCUCUCGGAGUUUCUGACCCAGCAGGUGCUAGGAAGAAACGGCGUGCGGCAGAUUUCCAUGCUGGGCUCAGACGUGGAAGACUGGGGUCCGAAGGGCGGGUACUGGCAACAGAAGGAGCUCUUCGCGCGAAGAAGAACUCCUCACCUCCGCUUACGCUUUGCCCAGCUGGAUCUGGCUGCAACUCAGCACCCGGCUGCAUCGCUCAUGUUUGCCAUCCAUCCAGAGUGCACGGUGAACCGGGAGAUGUGGCGGCGGAUUUUGGGCAACAUCAUCUCUGCCACGCAGGGCCUUUGCGAAUUCAAAGCGAGGGGCGAGGUCGUGGCAACUUUCGCAGAGGAUGAAGCCAAGGUGGUGGCCGAUGUGGGCCACAGCCUGCAGCGGCGCUGCCAGAUUCACUUGAAUCCCUUCUACGGCCCAGGUUGCACUGCACCUCCGCCGCCCUCUAUGAAAUACAUCGUGCUGGUGGCGAAGUGACAUGACGUCCCGAUGUCCAAUGGCGCCAACGCCAGGAAGUGCCGGAAGUUCGCCAAAAACAAUUCGGCGUUGCCAGCUUCCUGUGGGAGUGUCCUUCAAUUUUCUGAGAAAGUUGGCGUCAGACCGCUUUGCCAAAACGGCGACUCGAGGGGAUGUCGGUCCUGAUAAAGCCCGACACAUACGCCUUCGAGAAGGUCACAUAACUUAUGCCAUAUCCAUCCGAUGCUCAAAUAACUUGCGACACAU
Molecule: messenger RNA, 1057 nt
Organism: Effrenium voratum
Lineage: Eukaryota; Dinophyceae; Suessiales; Symbiodiniaceae
Source: the annotation of a GenBank genome assembly